Pectinophora gossypiella (pink bollworm) is the source of this 699-nucleotide messenger RNA. Its product is annotated as endocuticle structural glycoprotein SgAbd-5-like. The record is from RefSeq and is a predicted model, not a curated record. Gene Ontology annotation, cellular component: chitin-based extracellular matrix. The transcript has 4 exons. The coding region runs from base 102 to 485 and encodes 127 amino acids. Gene Ontology annotation, molecular function: structural constituent of chitin-based larval cuticle. Lineage: Eukaryota; Metazoa; Arthropoda; Insecta; Lepidoptera; Gelechiidae.
UUUUUUAAUAGCACAAGAACUAAGACCAGAUAUAGCACAAACACUGCGUGACGAGGUUGUGUUACGAGUUUGAGGUCACUUACCUAUAGACGGUACAAAACAUGUUACGUGCGCUGCUAAUAUUAGUAGCGAUAUCAAGCACCACUACAGCACCAGCAUACGAUCGCAGCAAAGACGCUCAAGAUGAGAUUAUUGAUUAUGUUUACGAAAACACAGGACAGGGAGGCUACUUCUUCAGAUAUGUAACUAAAAAUGGCUUGAUGAGAGAAGAAAAUGGUUAUCAAGUGAAUGUAGGCGAGCCUGACCAACAUAUUGUAGUGAACGGGGAAUAUUCAUACAGAGACCCUGAGGGCAAUUUACACAUCAUCAGAUACACUGCAGAUGAGAAUGGAUAUAAACCUGAAUUUGAAGAUGAAGUCCCUGCUACUGCUGUUGAGGCUAUAUCUCUGCCAGGUCCAUUAGUGGCAACGCUGUUAGGUGGAUGAUGAAAAGACGAUCAAAAUGGGAGUAAAAUGGAUGACUGGUUUAACAGUAUUGUAAUAUUUGAACACAGUGAUAAUUUUGGUAUUGUAUUUGUACUAAAUAAAAAUCUUCUGUCAGAAUUAACUGAUAUUGCUAAAGUUGCCACUAAAUUGAAAAUGUAUUUUUUUUUUUUAAUUAAAGUAUGAGCUAUUUUAUUAAAUGUAUUUAUAUUACCAA